Molecule: messenger RNA, 19538 nt
Organism: Coregonus sp. 'balchen'
Lineage: Eukaryota; Metazoa; Chordata; Actinopteri; Salmoniformes; Salmonidae
Source: the annotation of a GenBank genome assembly
CUUGAACACCAUAAAGGGGGCGGGAUAAGAGGCGUUCUCAUUUUUCAUGUUUAUUUUUGUCCUCCAUCGCAGUUCCUCAGUCUAAUCGAUUUGAAAAAGUAAUUUAAACGGUUCUUUACAUAAAUCUGGCAGCCUUUAUAAAUACAGCAGAUCUCCGCUGCCGCACUCAUUUAACCUAAACGCAGGCCAAUGGUAUAUCUCCAACAUGAAUUCACCAGACGCGAAGGAUCUAGGAAGAGUGCUGUGCAUUAUCACCGGGGCGUCCAGAGGAUUUGGCAGAACCGUAGCGAAGGAGAUUUCCCUGUUGUUCAAACCGAGGUCGGUGCUUGUUUUGGCGGCUCGCUCCGGGGAGAAAUUGCGGGAACUCCAGGAAGAUUUGGCCUCGUCGGAUGCGGACAGGGCAGGGUUGGUAACUCGUUGUGUUGUCGCAGACCUGGGGAUAAAAGAAGGGGUGGAAAGUGUCAUCAGGGCGGCGAAAGAGAUUUCCUCCAAGGAUAUGGACCAUCUCAUACUGAUUAACAAUGCUGGUAAAUUAUUCAUCCACCUGUAAAUGGGUCUACUAGCUAUGACUAUUAGCAAACAGAAAAAGUGUUCAGUUACAGAUUUUCAAAUUAGGUCUCAUGAUUUUAACAUCUUUAGAUACUCAUAUUUAUUUAAUCAAAUCUAGUAUUGUAUUUGAUUGUGCUCAUCAAAUCUACCAAAAGUUACAAUAUAGUCGGAAUAUAUAGCCUAGUCCAUACACUGACAAUUAUGUAAAUGUUCAGAUAGGAGGUAUUGUGAAUUUGAGAGCAGAGUUUAGGAGCCAUUUCAAAAUGUGUUUUUGAAAGCGUAUUCUAUGAAAAUAAUACAAUUCAAACAUUGUAUUAUCUGACAUCUCCCCAUUCCUCCAGCCUCUCUGGGAGACGUUUCGCGCUACGCCAAGAGCUUCACCAACAUGGCGGAGGUGGAUUCCUACCUGUCACUCAAUGUCAGCUCCGCCCUCAGUCUGACGGCCGGCCUGCUGCAGGUGUUCCCACCGCGACAGGGGCUGCGGCGCUGCGUAGUCAACGUGAGCUCGCUGUGCGCCCUGCAGCCAUUUCCCUCCUGGGUGCUGUACUGCACGGGCAAGGCGGCCCGAGACAUGAUGUUCCGCGUGCUGGCAGAGGAGGAGCCUGACCUCCGAGUACUCAACUAUGCCCCAGGUAGCUUUAGGCUUUAAACCCCUGAUAAAUAAAACAGUAACCCCCAGGCACACACUCCUGAACUGACCUUCAUUCCAGUUAUAAAAAAAGCAACAAAAAAAGCAUUUGAAAUGAACUUGGUCAUCAUUCAUGUGUCUGUCAACAGCCAUUCAACCUUAGCCUGGCUGACAAGACCCAUGUGACUCACAGCGCAGGGUGAGCUGUGACCACACUGGUCUGGAAAGGAGGCCAUUUGUUAAUGUAGUAUGUGCUCAGAAAUUGUGCAACAUGUUUGAUUGGUUCCCUGAAAUGUAUUUUUUCCCCUCUAGUUGUUUGGAUUAGAAAAUCCUACCUUUGUAAUGGAAGGAGGCUGUGUGCUUGUGGGUGUUCAACCAGUAAAAGCACUUUGAGAGUUUGGUGUUAGCCAGACUAAUUCAACCUGGCAUUGGAGAUUAAAUUAAGCCCCAGGUCGUUAGACUACUGAUUUUGAAAUGGAGCACUGAAUGGACUUAUUAUGGAGAUAUUUGACCUAUGAACCUAGCUAUGUUACAGUCAGGCCUGGGGUCAAUUCCAUUUCAGAUGUUGUCAUUUCAGUUCAGCUGAAAUUGACCCUUGAAAUGGAUCAUCAUGUACUCUGCACAUUCUAACGAUAUUGCCAUUUUUGUCCUUUCUAUCAUGACCAUCCAGUGACUCGUGACCAACCUAGAUCCCUCUGUGUUUCUCUAGGUCCCCUGGACACAGACAUGCAGUUGGAGGCCAGGGACAGCACGGCAGACCCUGGCGUGAGGAAGUCCUUCUCAGCCAUGCUCUCCCAGGGUCAGCUGCUCACCUGUGAAGACUCCUGUGCUAAGCUGAUGAAGGUGCUGCUGGAGGAUGACUACCCCUCCGGAGCACACCUUGACUUCUAUGACCUGUAGAGAGGGGAACUAGAAGACACUGUGGGGCUCAGACUGAAGAUGAAUAUUCAUGGUGUAGGUACAAUUGUAUAGCCAGAACAACUGAUACUGGGUCAGAUUAGUUAGCUUCGAAGAUGGUUUUGGGUUAAUAAGAUCUGAUUCUAAACCUGUUUUCGUGGGGGUAAAGAUUGAGUGGACCUUUUACCGAAUCAGAAGGAAACAUGGAGAGAAGGAAGGAUAAAGCUGUUUCCGUCAUCCAAAGCCAUAGGCCUACUGUAGUUACUGAGUUCGGCAAACUAUCCUGAGUCCAUGUUGGCGCCUAACAUUCCAUCCCAUGACAGUACUGUUCUAAUUUGCCUUCUAACUAGAAUUGCCUUGGAACUUUUGGUACCAAAAUAGCAUCUAUUAAAGUUCUUUAUCUCAAACUAAGUUUGCUGAACUCUAAACUGUGUGUCUUUAGAUCUGCCAUUUCCGAGUUGUUACAGUGGUGCUGAUAUGCUCGCGUUUGUACAAAAUGACACUAAGCCUAACACAAAACCAAUCAAGUAAAGACCGCAACUUAUUGGUGAUUUAACGUUUAUUAUUUCUUGUUCCUUAUAUGAUCAUGAGUCUAUACUUGAAUGGUGCUUUUAUGCAUUACCUCUGCUUAUAUGUAGAUCUGUUGUACUAUGUAGAUGUACCAUUCAAAAUCAUUCCAAUGUGAGACAAAAUGUACUGCUGUUAAAGCAAUUAUUUUAUCCUAUGCUGUUUAUCUUCCUGUCAGCACUUUCAUUAAACCCUUUGCUUUUUAAGAGUUGUAGCACUCUACUUGUGGCAUUUCAUGGAGGUAUUCCAUAUAUUUAUCAGUGUUGUGGUGAAAUCCUGCAAGGAGCGUUCACCGUGCGCUGCCACUUUAAGAGCGCACCAGCUAUCAGGAAGGAAGAAGUAAAUGUCUCGUCUGUCUGUGUGUGAGAGCUCUCGGUUGGCGCGACAGACAAACCAACGGGUGUAUCGGACAGACAAGUGCAACUGCAAGCCGGACGUUAACAGCUAAGACAAUCUCUCUCUCUCUCUCUCUCUCUCUCUCUACACUGGAGCUGACAUUUUGUGUUCAGUGCGGUUGGGAACUGUAAAUGCACUGUUAUUUACAUUUUCGUUAAAGGGAGUGUGUGUUUGAGUACUGUAUAUUGCUUAUUAAAAAAAUGUAUUCUCUUGGAACUGUGUGUAUUGAUUUGUGUAUUGUCCUAACAUACUUUGGGGACAUUUAAAGGCCUUUUUUGUAUUGAACCACACAUACACACACCCAUUAAUGUAACCAACUCCCUUUUCACUAUGUGUAAGGAAUACAGAUACACUACAUGGCCAAAAGUAUGUGGACACCCCUUCAAAUGAGUGCAUUCGGCUAUUUCAGCCACACCUGUUGCUGACAGGUGUAUAAAAUCGAGCACACUGCUAUGCAAUCUCCAUAGACAAACAUUGGCAGCAGAAUGGCCCGUACUGAAGAGCUCAGUGACUUUCAACGUGGCACCGUCAUAGGAUGCCACCUUUCCAACAAGUCAGUUCAUAACAUUUCUGCCCUGCUAGAGCUGCCCCGGUCAACUGUAAGUGCUGUUAUUGUGAAGUGGAAACCUCUAAGAGCAACAAUGGCUCAGCUGCGAAGUGGUAGCCCACACAAGCUCACAGAACGUGACCGCUGAAGUGCGUAGCACGUAAAAAUCGUCUGUCCCCGGUUGCAACGCUCACUACCGAAUUCCAAACUGUCUCUGGAAGCAACGUCACCACAAGAACUGUUCGUCUGGAGCUUAAAAAAAUGGGUUUCCAUGGCUGAGCAAGCCUAAGGUCACCAUGUGCAAUGCCAAGCAUCGGCUGGAGUGGUGUAACGCUCGCCACCAUUAGGACUCUGGCGCAGAGGAAAUUCGUUCUCUGGAGUGAUUAAUCAUGCUUCGUCAUCUGGCAGUCCGAUGGACGAAUCUGGGAUUGGUGGAGGCCAGGAGAACGCUGUAGCUCAGCUGGUAGAGCACGGCGCUUGUAAUGCCAGGGUAGUGGGUUCGAUCCCCGGGACCACCCAUACACAAAAAAAAUGACUGCAAGUAUGACUGUAAGUCGCUUUGGAUAAAAGCGUCUGCUAAAUGGCAAAUUAUUAUUAUUAUUACUUACCCGAAUGCAUAGUGCCAACUGUAAAGUUUGGUGGAGGAGGAAUAAUGGUCUGGGGCUGUUUGUCAUGUUUCGGGCCCCUUAGUUCCAGUGAAGGGAAAUCAAAAUUCUACAGCACACAAUGACAUUCUAGAUGAUUCUGUGCUUCCAACUUUGUGGCAACAGUUUGGGGAAGGACCUUUCCUGUUUCAGCAUGACAAUGCCCCCGUGCACAAAGCGAGGUCAGUGUGGAAGAACUUGACUGGCCUGCACAGAGCCCUGAUCUCAACCCCAUCGAACACCUUUGGGAUGAAUAGGAACGCCGACUGUGAGCCAGGCCUAAUCGCCCAACAUCAGUGCCCGACCUCACUAAUGCUCUUGUGGCUGAAUGGAAGCAAGUCCCCGCAGCAAUGUUCCAACAUCUAGUGGAAAGCCUUCCUAGAAGAGUGGAGGCUGUUAUAUCAGCAAAGGGGGGACCAACUCCAUAUUAAUGCCCGUGAUUUUGAAAUGAGAUGUUCAACGAGCAGGUCUCCACAUACUUUUGGCCAUGUAGUGUAUUUGCAAAACUUGGUUCUUAGUCUGGUGCUUCAGACGCAAUUUCAUAGAGUUGUUCUAAUCAUUACUAUUGCAUGAGGUAUUAUUGGUUGGGUUACCCCUGUGCUGUGACUUGUGGUUAUGCGGUGUGUCUUAUCCUUUCUCUCCACUGCCAAUCAGGCUACACUCUAGGCAGUUUUUUCUGAUGGUGUGGGUGUCUGGUAGCGGUACUCUCUCUCUCCUACUCUUUUCAUUUCGGCAGGGUAAAUACCUGCCUGGAGCCCAAACAAAAAUCUGUAUCUUUACCCCUCUCUAACAAUACCCGUACAGUGUUAUAUUUGCAAAUCUAUUCUGUAUGUUUAUAUGCAGAACUCUAUGUACUCGCUUUGAUGAUAUUUUACUAAUUUCUUCCGAGUGUAUGUGACUUGUGUACUCGAUUUAUCUCAAAUAAUUAUACAAAUCAAAUACUUUUGGUUGCUCUAUCAAUGCACUAUACUGUAACUGUAUAGUUGAAAAUCAUAUGAAAUAAGAGUAUCAUUCCUGCAGUUUAUUUUUAUGUGGAAACUAAUAUUAUACUUGUUUGACUGCUUACAUUACAGUAUUCACAGUUACUCUGCUGUUAUGAAUUCAAAUGCUUCUAUUCACAGAUGGUGUUGCAUAGUUUCCUACUCAGCUGAUCAGUGUUUCGUUUCUGCAGCACCAGACCAGUCAGACCUUUGAGUACAACAGGACAAAUAGGGUAAAUGCUCUGAGCCACUGUCUCUGCAGUCUCUCCCAUCUUCACCUUCCAAAGAACAUCUGCCAGGAGCUACAUGUGACACACACACACAAAUCCUUUCCUCCUCACUUCCUCCUCUCCUCCCCUGCUUUUCUUACUUCUAUUCCCCCUCACCCCUUGCCUCUCUCCCACACUCCUACUGUAAACAGUCUGUCUUCACAAGGCUGUGUAAUCCCAGAAGCAUCCUCGCUUCAUUUAGGUGGUGUUCUUUCCGAGUAUUAAUCACCCUGUGAAGUCAAAGGGAAAAUAUGACCCAUGCAGCCUAUAUUCAAAAUGUUUCCGAUAUUCAAAAUUGAUUUCUAUGUCAUUGUCAAAUCAUGACUUUCAAUUAGGUUUUAUUGUUUGUUAUUAAAUAGGGCUAUCCUAUACAACUACAAAUAACAACACAAUGUAUUUAAUUGCACUUGACCAUUCUUCAUAUAUGACAGUUUUGCUGUCCUUGAGAUGUAUAUCUUUUGACAAAAGGGAAGAAGGGACACUGGAUGAGAGGAAGGUGUGAACAGCCAAUGUAAAUGAGCCAGAGACAGAAAGCAGAGAAGAGAAAAAGAACUGCAUGGUGACUUGUGCAGACUGUGGUAAUGACAGAUACUGUAGCUAGAGUGAGAACAAAAGCAACAGAGAGAAGUGUUUGAUCAGGCCUCUUCCCAGUCAGUUGCCUCCUACCUCCCCAGACAGAGACAGACAGACACAGCUGCCAGACCAAAAUACCCCUGGGGCCUGGCCUGAACCAACCCCAAAGAAGGGGAGGACAUCCAGGCAGACCUGUACAACUAUUCCCCCUAUGGAGUAAGCCUUCCCAGCACUUCCACUCCCAAACCCCUAGACUCCCACAUACACCCCCCCACCCCCCCUCUCCUCUCCCCGCCCUGAGAUGGUACAGUCCCACAGUCCCAGGAAGGCCAGUCUAUUUUUGGAGGGCGGGGUCGGGCUGAGGAGAAGGGCAGGUGCUGAACGUUUUUGAAGAGCACUCCAGCCAGCACUACUCCUUCUCCCUCUCUGUUUACCUCUAUCUGUGAGGUGUUCCAGUCUUCUGUUAACUUGGUAAUGACCCUGGAUAUGGACAACGUAGAAGUUUUUGAUGCUGGGGAGAAGGGCAGGGGUCUCAGGACCACCAAAGACCUCUGGGCUGGGGAGGUAGUGUUCGCUGAGCCCAGCUUCGCUGCAGUGGUCUUCGACAGGUAGGGCCCAAUGCAUGGAGAUUUGGGUCAUAAUGACAAAAUCUCUGUGGCAUGCACACAUCCAUUAUUUCUCAGUAAGAAAGCAAAAUUGAAUACACAAAGGAUACCUACAUGGUUCCUGUAUCAAUGCAUAUCCUUAACAGUUUGAGAUUGUGGUUCUAUUUAUAAAAAAAAUACAUCCAUUAUGCUAUGUCUUUGACGGGUAGGGCCUGAUACAUGGUUUGCAUCAUGGUGGCCAUGUAUAGUAUUGCUAUCUCAUAGUGGCAUGAGCAUAUGCGUUAUUCCUUAGGUGCUGGGUUAAAAAGGUUACCUGCUGUUCAAGUAUUAAUGUAAUCAAUUUAAUAUCUGUUUAAUAUUACAAUCAAACAAAAGAUUCUUGAAAUAAAUUGUAGUUCAGUUUGUCCAAAACUCCACAUCUUGUUGCUUGCAAAUGGGUUUGUCUUGCAGAUACAGUCAUGUUGUCACACUUUCAGUGAUGUGCCACUCAUAUACAGCAGAGUGAUGUCACACUGUGUGUCCUUUGCCACCAAGACUGCAAAAUUCAUGCUAUUCAUGAUUCAGCAUUAUUCUUCCCAAAGUGUACUUCCAAGAAUUGUGGCUUUUCACACAGAAAAACAUCAGCAUUAGAGCGGAUUGUUCAGCUUAUCGUGUUGACUUGUAUGAUUUGAGAGGUCCUCAGCAUUGGGUUCAAUUUUGGGUAUAGUGUAGUAGGUGCCCAAGCUUUGUGCAUCAGCAUGGAGCUAGUAUAAAGGACGUCACACUGCUUGCUUAGCAAGUACCACUUCCUCCCGAUUCGGCCCACACCUGACGCAAACUCGGAUCCUCUGCCUUGCUAGCACACGUGACUGCCCUCCUGAAGCGUCUUACCAGUCAGCGCCAUGCGAAACGCUAGCUAUUUGCUGGUACAAGUCGGAACACUUCAGGCCGAGGAGUAAAUUUCACACAUCCCCAUAAAAAUAAUCCAAUGUUUUUACCAGGCAGGAUUCACUCACUGUCAAGGUUCUGUGUGGCUUUGGCGUCGUUAGGGGUGGGCUUCUGGGACUGAAGCCCCAAAUGUUUUUGGUCCAGCCCCAAAUCUUUUGUUGGUCGAAUAGCAGGCUGUAAAAAAAGAUUGCCUGAUGAUCUUCCUUCUGCUUUCCUGAAAUUUCCAAAACUUGUCUGAUGCAUUUCAAUCACUUGAAGGCAUACUUACAGUGAGGGAAAAAAGUAUUUGAUCCCCUGUUGAUUUUGUACGUUUGCCCACUGACAAAGAAAUUAUCAGUCUAUAAUUUUAAUGGUAGGUUUAUUUGAACAGCGAGAGACAGAAUAACAACAACAAAAUCUAGAAAAACGCAUGUCAAAAAUGUUAUAAAUUGAUUUGCAUUUUAAUGAGGGAAAUAAGUAUUUGACCCCAUCUCAAUCAGAAAGAUUUCUGGCUCCCAGGUGUCUUUUAUACAGGUAACGAGCUGAGAUUAGGAGCACACUUUUAAAGGGAGUGCUCCUAAUCUCAGCUUGUUACCUGUAUAAAAUACACUUGUCCACAGAAGCAAUCAAUCAGAUUCUAAACUCUCCACCAUGGCCAAGACCAAAGAGCACUCCAAGGAUGUCAGGGACAAGAUUGUAGACCUACACAAGGCUGGAAUGAGCUACAAGACCAUUGCCAAGCAGCUUGGUGAGAAGGUGACAACAGUUGGUGCGAUUAUUCGCAAAUGGAAGAAACACAAAAGAACUGUCAAUCUCCCUCAGCCUGGGGCUCCAUGCAAGAUCUCACCUCGUGGAGUUGCACUGAUCAUGAGAACGGUGAGGAAUCAGCCCAGAACUACACGGGAGGAUCUUGUCAAUGAUCUCAAGGCAGCUGGGACCAUAGUCACCAAGAAAACAAUUGGUAACGCACUACGCCGUGAAGGACUUAAAUCCUGCAGCGCCCGCAAGGUCCCCCUGCUCAAGAAAGCACAUAUACAGGCAAGUCUGAAGUUUGCCAAUGAACAUCUGAAUGAUUCAGAGGAGAACUGGGUGAAAGUGUUGUGGUCAGAUGAGACCAAAAUCGAGCUCUUUGGCAUCAACUCAACUCGCCGUGUUUGGAGGAGGAGGAAUGCUGCCUAUGACCCAAAGAACACCAUCCCCACCGUCAAACAUGGAGGUGGAAACAUUAUGCUUUGGGGGUGUUUUUCUGCUAAGGGGACAGGACAACUUCACCGCAUCAAAGGGACGAUGGAAGGGGCCAUGUACCGUCAAAUCUUGGGUGAGAACCUCCUUCCCUCAGGCAUUGAAAAUGGGUCGUGGAUGGGUAUUCCAGCAUGACAAUGACCCAAAACACACGGCCAAGGCAACAAAGGAGUGGCUCAAGAAGAAGCACAUUAAGGUCCUGGAGUGGCCUAGCCAGUCUCCAGACCUUAAUCCCAUAGAAAAUCUGUGAAGGGAGCUGAAGGUUCGAGUUGCCAAACGUCAGCCUCGAAACCUUAAUGACUUGGAGAAGAUCUGCAAAGAGGAGUGGGACAAAAUCCCUCCUGAGCAGGGGCGGUGUGUUCAAUAGGGCGAUAUGGGCGACGCACUGCCAAACGGGAAAAGGAAGGGAUUUUCUUUCUAAUCAAUAAUAUCACGGCAACAGUAGUUAUCAGUGUUGUAAUCUAGACGUCUGAUCUGCCACAGUGCCACUAAAUGUCCAAUCAGGCUAAAGUCGUGCUUCAAAUGGCCCCCCCCCUUUUGGGGCGAUUUCAGUCAGGUUGAAAAUCGCCCAGAAGUCUGUCAUAGACUCCCAUGUAAAAUCUAUUUUUUUCAAAUAUCAGAGCUUUCAAUACAAUCUCUAUGGGUUUCUGAGGGCUUGCACUUACGCGCUUUCGUCAUACGUAACAUAACCAUGAACGUAACUAAGAAAAGAGCGGGUAGCAGCAUCAAUCAAUUCACUACUACUAUCAAAAUGGCUAGGCUUCAGUGCAACUCGAUUGUGUCUUUGAAAGAAGUUCCUUUUUGUCGGCGAACAAAUGAAGAUAAAUUGGCAACGAAACAAUUAGGACCUCCCAGACCAAAUUUAAUAAUUCAACAGGUUUCUACUAAAGGGGGGAAGUCCUACACCCGAGGAUUUUCCAAAAAUUGGUACGAACGAAAAACCUGGCUAGCAGGCUGCGAUGUAGCUAAUGCAGUCUUCUGCUACCCCCUGCUUACUCUUUCACCCUGAAGGCGGCACGGCAGACAGCACCGCUUGGACAGCGACUGGUGUGUAACGGACAUGCACCAUCUUUCAGGAAAGAUUAAGAAACAUGAGCUGUCAAAGACCCACAUGGAUAGCUGUUUGAGAUUGUCUGCUUUGGGGAGAGUGAACAUUCCCACUCAACUGGAUGAGGGAUACAGGCUAGCUGUCCGCCGCCACAACGAUGAGGUUAGUGUUGAUAAUCACAAGUUUACUGGAGAACUGAAACUGACAAGGCUGACAAGAUAGGACCCUUUUGUCCAUUGUUAUUGGAUAGGAACAGAACUUAUAACCAGCUCCUGACCUAAAUAGAUCUUAGCACAACAUUUUACUCAACAUAUCAUAUUCCAUAUUCACUAUAACAAAUAUAUUUACUACGACAUUAGCAAGAACCGCCACAUCCUCAGCCGGCUAAUCCAGUGUGUGAAGUUUUGCGGAGUGUUUGAGUUAGCUUUGCGAGGCAAAGAUGAAACUGAGGGCUCCACCAACCCUGGUAAGCCAACACUUUUGAGAUCAGUCAAUAAAUGCUUCUGGUAUUGACUUAUAUGCUGCCCCUGUCUUCAUGUUGUUGCUGGACAUAUCUUUUUUAAAAUGUGUGUAGGUCACCUAAAUCAUCAGACAAAUUGCCCCCCCUGAGAAUUUUUUCAGGAGCCGCCACUGCUCCUGAGAUAUGUGCAAACCUGGUGGCCAACUACAAGAAAUGUCUGACCUCUGUGAUUGCCAACAAGGGUUUUGUCACCAAGUCAUGUUUUGCAGAGGGGUCAAAUACUUAUUUCCCUCAUUAAAAUGCAAAUCAAUGUAUAACAUUUUUGACAUGUGUUUUUCUGGAUUUUGUGUUGUUGUUAUUCUGUCUCUCACUGUUCAAAUAAACCUACAAUUAAAAUUAUAGACUGAUCAUGUCUUUGUCAGUGGGAAAACAUACAAAAUCAGCAGGGGAUCAAAUACUUUUUUCCCUCACUGUAAUUCAGAUUUAAAUUUGGCAUUACCUGAUUUGACAUCUCUUUGUGUUAUUUAUAAGGACAGAUUCAAAGGCAUCAUAAAAUAAUUUUGACAGAUUUGUUUCAGAUACACCUAGGGUCCUAAAAUAGAAAAUAAAAUAAUGUGAUGGUCCAUGAUAUCCCUAUUUUAAAACAAAUGUGUUAAUAUUGCAGUAAAUAUAGUACAGAAAUGCAUGUAUUCAGUAGAAUGCACUGUACUUUGACAUUGUAAAGGUCUGCCACAUCUCUCCUUUGAAAGUGAACUGAGUCAUUGGAUUAUUAUGAUGAUAUACAUUUUUUAAAGCAGUUUGGCUCAUUGGACAGGUCAGAGUCUAUGUUUGAAGGUGUUGAGUGGUAUGGAGGUUUUUGGCAAUGCGCUGUAGAUGUCCGUGUUCCAGAGCAGACUCUCUGCUGUGGCAGGUGGGAAGGUGCAAGUUAACUGAAUGUCUUGUAUUGUAUUUAUAUGGUAUUGGCUUUUGAAUGGAAUUGACAUGAGUGGAUUUUUUUGUUACAUAAUUCUUAGUAGAUCUAAUCUCUCAAUGUUAAUCUCAAAGUGUACCAGGUUGAUGCAUAUAGCUGUUCAAAUUCCUUUUUUCUCUCAAAUCCUAGCAACGCCCCUGGACGUCUGCUGUUUAGUAAGACGUGGUUGGGCAGGAGGGAAAGUAUAUGUCACUUUGGUGGUGACAUGUUGUAGAUAAGCAACACACACACAGUGUUUCAAUCUUGUUAAACUCUACUACUGUACAGUUCGAUGGUCCAUGAAUAAGACCACACUUUCAGUUCUGUGCACUCUGUUUCUAUAUGUGUAUGGGUGUAAGCGUGUGUGUGCAGUGAGAGGUCACGGUCUCUAUAUCUGCUGGAAUGCUGGUCACAGAUAUGCCUGCAUAUGCUACAGGGCAAAUGUGGGGCCAUAUAAGAACUAGCAUUGGAAGGACAGCAGGAAUGCAAUGGAAGGAAGCCUCUUUGAAGCUUUACAGCAUGCCAACAAUCAGUGCAGUCAUUAACAAACUAGUUCCAGUUAAUUUUAGACACACUCCCAGACACCCAUGGGAUAAACUGUUUACACACACAAGCCCAUAGCUUGUCUUUAAGGUGUAGCAGUUUAUUUUAAGUAACAGCUGUUUAGUAUUAUGUUUUUGGCAUUGCUGUGUCACUUACACACCUUUUUAGUCCUAUGCUAAAUCUUUUUGCAGACCUAGGAACAUUUGUUUUCGAGGUCUAGCCUACACAGUAAUGUCCAGAGCAGUGGAACAUGUUUAUCCAGAAAUAUUGAAUGUGUGCCACAAAUGUUCUAUUUUUAUAUACAAAAACAUACUGUACUCCCCGGCCUUCACCUUAAGGCAAAGUUCAGAGAUUGAGGAAGUUGUGUACAACAUGUAUGUCCAGAAAGCAGGUUUGAAUGCUGCUAGAUAAAAAACGUUUAGAAAGUCUGGCCUUGUGUAUUGUGUAUCUCGGGUACCUGUUUGUUGGUACAUCAGAGGGAGUGAAAGCUGGGACACAUCAGGUGCCUGUCUACAGGGGCGUUUAUGAAUGUUGUUGAAGCGCCCCCUCUAAGGGGACAUUUUGAGGCCACUGAACCCCACAUAAAGAGAUUGCAGUACAGAUAUACAGUACCAGUCAAACGUUUGGACACACCUACUCAUUCAAGGGUUUUUCUUUAUUUUUACUAUUUUCUACAUUGUAGAAUAAUAGUGAAGACAUCCAAAAUAUGAAAUAACACAUAUGGAAUCUUGUAGUAACCAAAAAAGUGUUAAACAAAACAAAAUAUUUUAUAUUUGAGAUUCUUCAAAUAGCCACCCUUUGCCUUGAUGACAGCUUUGUACACUCUUGGAAUUCUCUCAACCAGCUUCACCUGGAAUGCUUUUCCAACAGUCUUGAAGGAGUUCCCACAUAUGCUGACCACUUGUUGGCUGUUUUUCCUUCACUCUGCCGUCCGACUCAUCCCAAACCAUCUCGAUUGGUUUGAGGUUGGGGGAUUGUGGAUGCCAGGUCAUCUGAUGCAGCACUCCAUCACUCUCCUUCUUGGUCAAAUAGCCCUUACACAGCCUGAAGGUGUCCUGUUGAAAAACAAAUGAUAGUCCCACUAAACCCAAACCAGAUGGGAUGGCGUAUCGCUGCCGAACGCUGUGGUAGCCAUGCUGGUUAAGUGUGCCUUGAAUUCUAAAUAAAUCAGACAGUGUCACCAGCAAAGCACCCCCACACCAUAACACCUCCUCCUCCAUGCUUUACGGUGGGAACGACACAUGCGGAGAGCAUCCGUUCACCCACACCGUGUCUCACAAAGACACAGCGGUUGUACUCCACCGGUCAAAUGUCCAUUGCUCAUGUUUCUUGGCACAAGCAGGUCUCUUCUUAUUAUUGGUGUCCUUUAGUUGUGGUUUCUUUGUAGCAAUUCAACCAUGAAGGACUGAUUCACACAGUUCCCUCUGAACAGUUGAUGUUGAGAUGUGUCUGUGACUUGAACUCUGCGAAGCAUUUAUUUGGGCUGUAACUUCCCGAGGCUGGUAACUAAUGAACUUAUCGUCUGCAGCAGAGGUAACUCUGGGUCUUCCAUUCCUGUGGCGGUCCUCAUGAGAGCCAGUUUCAUCAUAGCCCUUGAUGGUUUUUGCGACUGCACUUGAAGAAACUUUCAAAGUUCUUGAAAAUGUUCCGUAUUGACUGACCUUCAUGUCUUAAAGUAAUGGACUGUCGUUUCUCUUUGCUUAUUUGAGCUGUUCUUGCCAUAAUAUGGACUUGGUCUUUUACCAAAUAGGGCUAUCUUCUGUAUACCCCCCUACCUUGUCACAACACAACUGAUUGGCUCAAACGCAUUAAGAAGGAAAUAAAUUCCACAAAUUAACUUUUAACAAGGCACACCUGUUAAUUGAAAUGCAUUCCAGGUGACUACCUCAUGAAGCUGGUUGAGAGAAUGCCAAGAGUGUACAAGGCUGUCAUCAAGGCAAAGGGUGGCUAUUUGAAGAAUCUGUGGAUAUAGAUAAUUUUGUACCUGUUUCCUCCAGCAUCUUCACAAGGUCCUUUGCUGUUGUUCUGGGAUUGAUUUGCACUUUUCGCACCAAAGUACGUUCAUCUCUAGGAGACAGAACGCGUCUCCUUCCUGAGUGGUAUGACGGCUGCGUGGUCCCAUGGUGUUUAUACUUGCGUACUAUUGUGUGUACAGAUGAACGCGGUACCUUCAGGUGUUUGGAAAUUGCUCCCAAGGAUGAACCAGACUUGUGGAGGUCUACACAUUUUUUUCUGCGGUCUUGGCUGAUUUCUUUAGAUUUUCCCAUGAUGUCAAGCAAAGAGGCACUGUGUUUGAAGGUAGUUCUUGAAAUACAUCCACAGGUACACCUCCAACUGACUCAAAUAAUGUCAAUUAGCCUAUCAGAAGCUUCUAAAGCCAUGACAUCAUUUUCUGGAAUUUUCCAAGCUGUUUAAAGGCACAGUCAACUUAGUGUAUGUAAACUUCUGACCCACUGGAAUUGUGAUACAGUGAAUUAUAAGUGAAAUAAUCUGUCUGUAAACAAUUGUUGAAAACAUUACUUAUCAUGCACAAAGUAGAUGUCCUAACUGACUUGCCAAAACUAUAGUUUGUUAACAAGAAUUGUGUGGAGUGGUUGAAAAAUGAGUUUUAAUGACUCCAACCUAAGUGCAUGUAAACUUCCGACUUCAAAUGUAUAUACUGUAUAUUAAACCAGAAGAGAUAUAAUUGUGGAGCUCGACAAGUACAUGGAAUGACAGUGGAAACAUUCUCAGAUGAAGUACAAACAGAGCUUUAGAGAGAGAGAGAGAGAGAUAGAGAGAGUGGGAGAUGUGUGGAAGGUGUGAGGAGAAUGGCAUCAUGUUUCUGUAACGUCAUCUCAGAAUAGCCCAUUACGUAAAUAUAUCACACAAGUAAUACGAGCCAAUAUUUUUGGGAUAUGUAUGAUGACACUGAAAAAGGGUGAGGGGGAAACAGAAGAGGAUAGCCAGGAAAUACCAAUAGAUAAAAGGAGAGAGGAUAAUAUGAUGAGGUAAGGAGUACGGACUGAGAGAUUUAAGUGCUGACACAGAACAGGUCCUACUCUUUACUGAUAAGGUACAGAAACGGCUCCCCACUCAGUUUGAUAUAAGAGUUCAUCAUUCAUCCCUAAAAGCCUACACUCUCCAGCACACCAACAUAUCCCUGGUAUUUGUCUCUUUAACCUGCUGGCUUCUCACACUACCAUGGCCAUCUAAUCAAUCCCAGUUUCAAAUGGGCACAAUCAUUGGCUUUGAGACCCACCACAGUGAAAAUAGCUAGCUAAAUAAAUCCACUCCAUUAUCAGUCCAUGAUGUCAUCCACUGGUUAUUGCCUUGCAUUGUUAUUCUCUAACCCAUAUACAUAUAUAUUAAAAAAUAUAUUUAAAAAAAGAUCUAGCACAUAUGAAUCUGAUAGUUAAAGUACCAAUAGGAGGGAGCAUGACACUGCAACAGGGUUUGACUCCAAUAGUGCCAGGUUGCUGGGCAACCCCAUAAGAAAUCAUCACCUCUAACCCUUGACAUCCCUUACUCUCCCCCAGUCUGUCUCAGCAGGUGUGCCAUAGCUGCUUCCGUCGCCAGGCCAACCUGCACCGCUGUGCCCAGUGUAAGUUCGCCCACUACUGCGACCGCACCUGCCAGACUGCAUGCUGGGAUGAGCACAAACAGGAGUGUGCCGCCAUCAAGAAGUACGAAAAGGCCCCCAACGAGAAAGUACGGUAAGAAGGAGGCAAGGAGGGAGAGAGUGAAGGGAGGAUGAGGGAGAGGAGAAUGAGAGAGAGUGAAAGAAGAGAGGAGGUGUAGGAGGAAAAUGAAAGGGUAGAAUGGAGGGAUAGGGGAAGUGGAAGAAAUACUGGGGUGGGUUGUUGUCAAUGCCUUGGCAAGUUGCCUUUCAUGUAACCCUAUAAUGCUAAUGCUAACUCUCCCUGUUCCUCUCCAGUCUUGCUGCCCGUGUGCUGUGGCGCAUACAGAAGGACACAGGCAUCGUGUCGGACGGCCAGCUGACUUCAGUGGACCAGCUGGAGGACCACGUGGCCGACAUGCUCGCUGACGACCUCAAAGAGCUCAAGAUCAACGUGCAAAACUUCCUGGACUACUGUCCCAAAACCAGGCAUGGCAUGGAGUACAUCUCACACAUCUUUGGCAUAGUACGUAUCACUGAGUUAGUCAUCUUACCAUCCAGUUAUCUCAAACUUUGGCACAGUACAUACAAGAUCACUGGUUAAUCUAUUUUGACUAUAGUAUGUGUUAUUUUACACUCUAUGUACUGUGAGGUAUUGUCAUCAUUAACCUUGGUCACUCCCUCUCUAUGAUUCCCUCUCUCUCCACUUUGUUUCUGGCAUUCUCAUUCCAUCUGUCUCUCUCACUCUCUCUUUCUCCAUCCAUCUGUAGAUCAACUGUAAUGGCUUUACUCUGAGUGACCAGAGGGGUCUGCAGGCGGUGGGAGUGGGUCUGUUCCCUAACCUGUGUCUGGUCAACCACGACUGCUGGCCCAACUGUACUGUCAUCCUCAACCAUGGCAAGUAUGUAUCCCGAGAGAGAGAAAGAGAGAGAGAGCUUUAUAUGUGAUUUGUAAAAGUUUUGACUGCCAUCUUCUCUUCCAGUCAGUCAGCUCUGAACGCAGCCUACCACUCUAAGAGGAGGUGGGUCUGCCUGUCUGCUUUGAGCUAACGUCUAACCUUUGAACCUUGAACAUCCGAUCCUCAAAGAUCUCUUUAACACCUGUUAUAAACCUCUAUCACUGGAUGAUAGUGAGGAAGUAAACAGAACAAUCUGCAAUAUUAAAGCUGAUCUACCCCCUAAAAUUCUUUUUUCAAAAAGUAAACAGAACAACUGCACCAAAUUACACAGGCAUUCUAACCUUGACCGUAACAUUGAUAAUGUGAUUUUCCUUAUAUAUAUAUAUAUAUAUAUAUAUAUAUUUUCUUCUUUAGCAGUAGCCUACAGGACUAUUUUGCUCAUUGCACAAGAUCAAAACAGUAAUAAUCAUACGUCUCAAAUCUAACCCCUAGGAGGGAAAAACAGAAUAUUAUGAAACUCAACAAAUUGGGUCUGUCUAACUAAAAUGUAUAGCAUGGUUUGUUUAGCUCCCAGUAGAACUGAGUUUCUUUGUUGUGUGAAGUGUGUCUAUUGUGAGAGAUUGUGUUCAAUUUCAGUCAUCUACCUUUAAUAUUACUUCCAACAUCCCAUCAUAACAAGAAUGCAUUUUUAGACUUUUAGACUGCCUGAAUUGUGUUGGUGAUGACCUGGGAUGUGUUUUUGGUCAUCUAUCAGUGAAAAAUACCCAACUGCUUUGUUAGAACGUUGCUUCAAGUUGAGUGAAAUUGAAACCCCCACCGUCUCUGAGCUUGCAGCUGGGCUGUCAAUGUUUCUCUAAAGCUUAAUUUAUUGCUCAUCAGGAGCCAACAGUCCAAUAAGAUAUUGAACUCUGAACAAUCAAUAUAAUCUUCUCUGAACUUUGAGCAGCCAGGAUUAUCCAAUCAGUGGUUUGCUGACUGGCAAAUGAAGGUUUCACAGUUUCCUAUCUCCAAAAAGACCCAAAAUGCUGUCAGGUACUUGGCAAACUAUGUCAAUGCAAUAGCUUUCCUGCACUUUUGAUAUCAUAGCAAUUGAGAGGGAACAUUUGUAGGAGGGCUUGAACUGGCACAGCCCUAACAAGGAAAGCACACUACCACCUGUGCCACAAAGGUUCAGAGACCUCUACACUACCCCGUUACCCUCCCCUAUGGUUACUCCCAUGACAUCACACUACAGCAUCCCACUUAUCAACUGCUCUAGGGCCUGUUCUAUGGCCCAGCAUGUGACAUUUGAGCUCAGAAGCUGAUCCUAGAGCAGCUGUUACACUAAGGCCCAGGGCUAACCAUGCCGCCCUGCUCCCCCAGGAUCGAGCUGCGUGCGCUGGGUAAGAUUGCUGAGAACGAGGAGCUGACGGUUGGCUACGUGGACUUCCUGAACGUGUCGACAGACCGCCAGCGCGCCCUGAAGCACCAGUACCACUUUGACUGCACCUGUAAAAGCUGCAGCGAGCACCUCAAGGAUGACCUAAAGAUGGCUGCCAAGGAGACCGACGGCAACAAGGUGGGGAAAGUACUGACGGGUUAAGGGCAGGGUUGGUGUCAAUGAAUUCCAUUCCAAACAGUGGGGUUCUGGGUCCCUGGACCCUGCCAUACCCAGACUCACAUUGGGCACCUCUCAGCUGAUGCAUCAGAAGCACGUUUUAAAAUGAUCAUACCUCUGAGGGGCCAGGGGCCUACAACACUUCAUCCUAGUUACUAUUCAGUUGAGUAAAGUUCCAUGCUUCCCCGCUCCCUUAAAAGAGCUCAACUUAAUCGUGCCUCACAUGAUCCCCACCCUAAAUAUCAGCUGAGACCAUAGAACAAAAUACAUGUAGCAGUUGAUAAGAAAUCAAGUUAUUCUGGUUUCAGCUGUGAUCUGGUCACCUGAUGCUGAAUUCCAAUUGAUUGUCUGAGACAUCGCUAAAUACUAUGACUAACUCUAUCAGCGCUUGACCAUGUCUUUAGACAGGUCAAUGCCAUGGACCUGGAUAUACGUUACAUAAGUAUCUAUGUACAGGAAUUGACUACUUACUGGACCAUCAACACGUUACGCAACAUUUCCUUCAAUGAAACACUGAGUUGUGGAUCUAUGCAGUAGUACAUUUUGGUCAUGAGCUCUUUCUGUCAAUGAUCAGGAGUGAGUGUUCCCCAAUAGUCCUACACUGACACUUGUUUACUCUAUUCUCUCAGCCCUCUGAUGAGCUGGUGAAGUUGGUACAGGAGUUCAGUUUAGAGUGCCUGGCCAAGGUUGAGGCAGCUCGCACUGCGGGAGACUUCCAUGAGGUAACAAUCCCAUCCUUUACGAACGGCAUUGGAGCGUGAUAAUACCUGCCUUUCACUGGCCCAUAAUUCACUCACCAUCUCAUUAAACCCUCCAAAUUCCCCCUCCACAGGUGGUGCAGCUGUGUCGUGAGUGUCUACACAAACAGGAGCCUGUGUUGGCCAAUACACACCUGUACCACCUGCGUAUGCUGAGUGCAGCCAGUGAGGCGCUGUCCUACCUGCAGUUCUUCUCAGAGGCUGCAGAAUAUACAGGCAUACUGGUGGAGGGAUACAUGUGAGUGAUGGGAAAGGGUGGAUGAGACCAAUAAGGGGCCAUAAGAUUAGCAUGUCUACAUCAUUGAAGUCCCAUAUCUUUAUCUUUAACCCCCCGAGCAGGAAGUUGUACCACCCCAAUAACGCCCAGUUGGGCAUGGCCACCAUGCGGGCUGGCGUGACCCACUGGCACGCAGGGCUCAUCGAGGUUGGCCAUGGCAUGAUCUGCAAGGCCUACGCCAUCCUCAUGGUCACCCACGGACCCAACCACCCCAUCACCAAGGACCUUGAGGUACAGGAGUAGGUUACUGAAUAUCUUUAGGUCAAUUAACCGUUGGAAUUGCAUAAGGUAGCCCUGUUCAGUAGGGCGCAAUAUUAAAUAGAAAUGUGUGGAACGAAGAUGGUCAGGUAGUUUUAGCUCAUUUACUACCAGACUUUUGACCCAACCUUAUGUUUCCUAGUCAAUGCGUAUGCAGACUGAGAUGGAGCUGAGGAUGUUCAAGCAGAAUGAGCAUGGCUACCACCGCAUGAGAGAGGCUGCCCUGCAGAACAAGCCCAUGGGCAUGGCUGAGGCAGUCAGUGUUGAGGACAACGUCAUCCAUAAGCAAUGAGCUUCUGUUGUCUCACCUGCAUUUCAAUGGUAUGAAAUUAGUCAGCAAAUCAACCCC